This is a messenger RNA of Protopterus annectens (West African lungfish), 1805 nucleotides long. RefSeq names its product lysophosphatidic acid receptor 1 (gene LPAR1). Gene Ontology annotation, biological process: neurogenesis; phospholipase C-activating G protein-coupled receptor signaling pathway. Bases 78 to 1118 code for a protein of 346 amino acids. Gene Ontology annotation, molecular function: lysophosphatidic acid receptor activity. The transcript is spliced from 3 exons. The record is from RefSeq and is a predicted model, not a curated record. Gene Ontology annotation, cellular component: membrane. Lineage: Eukaryota; Metazoa; Chordata; Ceratodontiformes; Protopteridae.
AUUUAGAGUGCAGAAAUAGACCGUAGAAGAAACCACUGAGAAGCUUGGAAGAGAAAGGUUAUGACAAGGCAGCAGCAAUGGAUGAGGCCCAGUGCUACUAUAAUGAAACAAUUGCCUUCUUUUAUAAUCGCAGUGGAAAGUAUUUAGCAACAGAAUGGAACACUGUCAGCAGACUUGUAAUGGGACUUGGCAUCACUGUCUGUAUUUUUAUAAUGCUAGCCAACCUAUUGGUCAUGGUUGCCAUCUACAUAAACAGACGUUUCCACUUUCCUAUUUAUUAUCUAAUGGCCAACUUGGCAGCUGCAGACUUCUUUGCAGGAUUAGCAUAUUUUUACCUGAUGUUCAAUACUGGACCCAACACUAGGAGGCUGACUGUCAGCACAUGGCUGCUUCGUCAGGGCCUAAUUGACACUAGCCUCACGGCUUCCGUAGCCAACCUGCUUGCCAUUGCCAUUGAAAGGCACAUCACUGUCUUCCGUAUGCAGCUUCACACUAGGAUGAGCAACAGGCGGGUUGUGGUUGUCAUCGUGGUCAUCUGGACUAUGGCGAUUGUGAUGGGUGCCAUCCCUAGUGUUGGUUGGAACUGCAUCUGUGAUAUCUCUGUCUGUUCUAAUAUGGCUCCGCUCUACAGUAACUCCUAUUUGAUCUUUUGGGCUAUAUUCAAUUUGGUCACAUUUGUGGUCAUGGUAGUUCUUUAUGCACAUAUUUUUGUCUAUGUGCGCCAGAGGACAAUGAGAAUGUCUCGUCACAGUUCUGGGGCCCGCAGGAACCGAGACACUAUGAUGAGUCUGUUAAAAACAGUUGCAAUUGUGCUUGGGGCAUUUAUUGUUUGUUGGACUCCAGGUCUUGUCUUGCUACUUCUGGAUGUUUUUUGCCCAAAGUGUGAUGUUCUUGUGUAUGAAAAGUUCUUUUUGCUGCUAGCUGAAUUCAACUCUGCAAUGAACCCUAUUAUCUACUCUUACCGUGACAAGGAAAUGAGUUUGACUUUUAAACAGAUACUGUGCUGUCAGCGCACUGAAACCGCCAACGGUCCAACUGAGGGUUCAGAUCGCUCAGCAUCAUCACUAAACCACACCAUCUUGGCUGGCAUGAACAGUAAUGACCACUCUGUUGUUUAGAUGGACCCAAAAGCUCCUAGGGAUGCCAUUGUUUUCAGUCUGACUGUAUCUGAACUAGUGUCAAGCAGAGAAGCCUAAAAUGAAAUGUGUGGUUGAACUUCUGUGAAGCAUUCCUCAGAUGGUACAAAACAGCAGAAGUAGAAACAUUUGCUGUCAGAGCUAAUAAUCAUGGAAACUGCACUCUGUCAUGUAGUUCUGACAUUAGUUUCCAUCAUUAUCUUCAUAAUAAAGCUUGAGUCGCACACUAUCAACUCUUGGAUGAUCUGCCAGUUUAACUAGACUGUAAUGCCAGUGGGGGGAUUUUUUUUUAAUAAGCUCCUAGAUGCUUCACCAUUAUCUACAUUUAGAAAUUUAGGCUACUUCAAAUAUGAAGUGAAUUUCAUACGGUAACAACCUAUUUAAUACCAUCAGCAUGCUCAUGAUGGAAUGUUUUAUGGAAAAUGAGAACAUUCAUAAUCCUUUUUAAUAGUUACACUGCCAUAACUGCUAAAAUACUUUUUUCUAAUAUUGCCAGAUUGGUGAUACAUUCUGUUUUGCCAGCCAGUUGCAGAUGUUUAAAUACACAAUAGUGUUGUAAGAAGGGAUAUGUUGUAUACUGCACCUUAUAAAAACACAGUAUUAUAUUGAUGUCUUGACUACACAGUAUUUAACAGAUCCACUAAUAAACAGGGUACAGUGUUGAUCAAA